AUGUAUCUUUUUAUUUCUGAUGCUUUAAGUAAUCCAGUGAUGUUUGGGAAUCCAGUCAGUGCAUUAGUGACAUUACUUACUGUCUCAUCUAUUGCCGAUGCGUUCUACCUUCCAGGUGUAGCGCCAACUUCAUAUCGGGAGGGAGAUCUGGUCGAACUGAAUGUGAAUCACAUAACUCCUUCCUUGAGAAAACAAGAUGAAGACAGUAAGACAUAUCUUUUUUCCUAUGAUUAUUACUACGGUAGGUUUCAUUUUUGUCACCCAAAAGAUGGCGAAAAGAAGCAAUCAGAAUCCUUAGGUUCUAUUUUGUUUGGUGAUAGAAUAUUCAAUUCCCCAUUUGAAUUGAAAUUAUUGGAAAAUUCUACAUGUAAUGCUUUAUGCACUGUGAAAUAUCCCAAGGGAGAUGCCGACUUUGUCAACGAUAAUAUAAGAAGGGGAUAUCAGUAUAACAUGAUGAUUGAUGGUUUGCCAGUUGCCAGGACUUUAUUAGAUGUUAAGGAGCAUGAAACUUUUUAUAGUUCAGGAUUUAACAUUGGGUUUGAUGAUGAUGAGAAGAUUCCACAUUUAUACAAUCAUUAUGAUUUUUACAUCGAGUAUCAUCUUAGAAAAGACGGUCAAUACAGAAUUGUAGGUGCUACGGUCAAUCCUAGAUCUAUCCACUAUGAAAAGGCAAGCGAUUUAAAUCAGUGUGAGGCAGAAGAAGUUAAUCCCGUUCAGCUGAGUAACCAAGAAGACACAGAAGUGACCUUUUCAUAUUCUGUUUAUUGGGUUCCAUCUGAUACCGUUUGGGCAACUAGAUGGGAUAAAUACCUUCAUGUUUAUGAUCCGAAAAUCCAGUGGUUCGCAUUGGUCAAUUUUUCAUUGAUUGUAAUUUUAUUAACUAUUAUCAUGUCUCACAUCCUUUGGAAAACCCUAAGAAAUGACAUCCAGAAAUAUAAUGAAGUGAAUCUAGAUGAUGACGUUAUCGAUGAAAUGGGUUGGAAAUUAAUUUAUGGUGAUGUUUUCAGAGCACCAACAAAUCCAAUGCUCCUAUCUGUUUUAGUGGGUUCUGGUAUUCAGUUGUUGCUAAUGUCCAUUACCACAUGCGGAUUGGCUGCGUUUGGUCUUUUAUCACCUUCCAAUAGAGGCUCUUUGGCUACAGUGAUGUUUGUUUUAUACAACUUAUUUGGUAUUGUUGGCUCUUAUCAUUCAGCUUAUAUCUUUAAAUUCUUCAAUGGGGAAGAUUGGAAAAUCAACAUGUUCCUGACACCCGUUUUAGUCCCUGGUGUGAUUUUUGGUAUAUUCUUCCUGCUCAAUAUUUUCUUAAUUUUUAUCCAUUCUUCUGGCGCUGUCCCAGCUGGUUCAAUGUUAGCUGUUAUUGUCAUCUGGUUCAUUGUUAGUGUACCAUUAUCUUGUAUUGGAUCUGUUUUAGGCUUGAAGAAGGCGCCUGUCGAGUUGCCAGUAAAGGUUAACCAAAUUGCCAGACAGAUUCCACCGCAGCCAAAGUAUAUGAAGACUCAAUGGUUGGCCUUAAUUGGUGGUAUCUUUCCGUUUGGUGCCAUUGCGAUCGAAAUGUAUUUUAUCUACAAUUCAUUGUGGUUCAAUAGGAUUUACUAUAUGUUUGGAUUUCUAUUUUUCUGCUUUGUUUUAAUGUUGAUUACGUGCAUGCUCGUGACACUGUUGUUGAUAUACUUUUCGUUAUGUAAUGAAAAUUACAAGUGGCAAUGGAAAUCCUUCUUUGUUAGUGGUGGUGUUUCAAUUUACGUGUUCAUACAUGCUAUUUUCUUAUCUGGAUUCAACAUUUCUGGCGUCUCUAUGAUCAUUUACUUGGGCUAUUCUGCAGUAAUUGCUUUAAUUGUUGGCCUCAUGUGUGGUACUAUUGGUUUUUUGAGCAGUAUGUAUUUGACGUUACAUAUGUACAGUCAAAUCAAGGUUGACUAA
Pichia kudriavzevii is the source of this 1920-nucleotide messenger RNA. RefSeq lists its product as uncharacterized. The record is from RefSeq and is a predicted model, not a curated record. Lineage: Eukaryota; Fungi; Ascomycota; Pichiomycetes; Pichiales; Pichiaceae. Gene Ontology annotation, cellular component: fungal-type vacuole membrane; endosome. Gene Ontology annotation, biological process: vacuolar transport; protein localization to membrane. The transcript has a single exon. Bases 1 to 1920 code for a protein of 639 amino acids.